GUUUUUAUAGCAAACAUGUGAUCCUGUGACUGCAAUUAGGUAGUGCAAAGAUACUGUAAAGCAGUAUUUGUAUAGCAGGAGUGAAAAGAUGCAGUGCAUUGUUAUAUUACUGGCUAUUUUGUUUGCGAGCAGUGGAGUAGCAGUGCCUAUCAGCUAUGCAGCAGUGCCUAUCAGCUCUGCAGUAGUGCCUAUCAGCUCUGCAGCAGUGCCUGUCAGCUCUGCAGCAGAGCCUAUCAGCGACUGUAUCAAUAGCAGCGACUACCUGAGAAUUGAAAGUUCCCUUCUGAGCAGGCCCCAAAACUUGGUAAAUUUGUAUCAAGCUUUCUUUCCCACGAAUAGACAAGCAAGUAUUUCAGUUCAAGUCACCUAUCACUUUACUGGCAACCCUACUGAUACAGUGAUCUAUCGAUGGCUUGGCUCCUCUGUCUUGAUGCUGAUUCGUAGCGACUUGCUUCAUUAUCUCUCUCUAUUCACGUACAAUGUCAAGACAAAUCACGCAAAUAUCACCCUUGACCCGAUUUGUGGGUUUCCAAGUGAUGACAAUGUAAAUACCUCAGAUCCAGUACCAAGUGACUAUUGCAAAGUGGCUAACAGCGCUGGUCAUCAUCUACUCAACAGUCUGACAGCUAAUCUUUUCUCUUAUGCUGUGCAUCGGAAUUCAGUGAUGCACAAUGGAAUUGACUCGUCAAUUGAAAAUGGAUUCUCCGUGUACGUUUUUAAUACCGAAAACCUCGGUGACUAUUGUAUCUUUGAUGAAUUUAACAACUUUUUGCAUUUAAGGACACUGUUGUUUGUUGCCUUUGGAUUCUUGGAGCUAACGAGUGUGUUUUCCAUUCCUCUGCUAUUGGGUAGUAUUUAUGGCGAGUUUAAAAAGAAAAUGAGUAGUACCGAUAAAAAUGGCAACGAAAAUAAACUUAGAUACUUUGUUUGGGCAACUCUUGUAUUGAUUGUACUGAUUAUUCCAUUGCUCUUUUGCUGUAAUUUCUAUGCGAUUUGCAAUGGCUUGAGCUCACCACGAACAAAAUAUAAAGACAUCUGUAAUGACUUUGCUAGUUAGUUAUUCACUUAGUCAUUUCCUGUUCUUAAUGUUUCCUGUGUUGUAAUGUUUACUGUUUAAUUGUACAUGCGCAUGAGUUCUUAUUACUAGUUAACACUUCUUUUGUAUAUUGCUUUGUGCUCUAGCCCGGCGGCCUGCUCCUAGCGGCGCCCUUUGUGUAUGGGAGCCUCUGCUCCACUGUCUUUGUUGUCUUAGUAUUUACCGUCCAUGUUUUGUGCAUACAGUUAGUUGAUCCAUGGUUGAAUGUUUUAAAUCUUAUCUUGAACUGCCGCACGCUGCUCGGUGCACGAACUCAACAACAUCUUUGCAGGCUUUAUAGUAAUGGCUGUUUUUAUGGUUGUUCUCCCUUUGGUGGACAUACUAACAGCAAUCGGUGUUGUGGGGAUUCUUUACUGUAUUGUCGGAAAAAAACAACAACCCCGGGAUAAUGAAGAUAAGCAUGAGAUAAACUGCUUUGGCUUUCCGGAUUUUGCGAAUACUGAACGUAGAUGCAUACGUCUAAAGAUUUUCGUUCAUGGUGUUGCCAUUUUUGUUGUAACGUGGUUCACUCAACUUGCACUUUUCAAUUCUAUUUAUGUGUUCAUUGGAGCAAUAGCUGCCCCUGUGGAAACUGGCUCACUUCUUCUCUUGUACAUUACAAGCCUCUUUGCACUGAUAUUAUUCUUCGCUGUGAUCCUUAAAGUUAUCCACAAAAUACUACCGGUAGUAGUUGCACAACUGGCAGUAGCUGCACAACCGGCAGUAGCUACACAACCGGCAGUAGCUACACAACCGGCAGUAGCUACACAACCGGAAGAAGAUACACAACAGGGAGUAGAUACACAACCGGCAGUAGCUACACAACCGGCAGUAGCUACACAACCGGCAGUAGCUACACAACAGGGAGUAGAUACACAACAGGGAGUAGAUACACAACCAAGAGGAGCACCUCCGCCAGUAACAAUUACUCGUUGUCAAGGUUGUUCGGGUUUCGCCUGCUUUAUACCUUUUCUACUUUUGGUUUUAGUACUGGGCUCUGGUAUCGGUGUUUUUGUUUCAUUCAUGUACAUCUAUAUAACAUUGAACCAGGAGUACCGAAACAAUCGCGGCAUACUGACCUUCCUUGGGGCUCUCCUCCCCUCCCUCCUUGCAUCAACCUCGGGGUAUUUCUGGACGAGGAUUAUGCCAUGCAUUGGAAAUAGGAACAGAGAACCACUAAGCGAUAUAGAAAUAAGGGAAUCAAUGGAGUCUCUACUAAGGAUUGCCAAAAGGAUAAAUCCAAAUUAAGACAAAACUGGUCAAGAUACUACACUUAAAAUGUCAGAAAAUGAUGGAGCUAAUGGAAGUGACUUUUAAAUUAUUGUACCCUAUACUAUAUUUUUCACGAGUACGUCUUCUUACUGUGUGUGUAUAAUUAAUUCUGAAUUUUGUAGAUU
This is a messenger RNA of Halichondria panicea, 2472 nucleotides long. RefSeq lists its product as uncharacterized. The record is from RefSeq and is a predicted model, not a curated record. Bases 89 to 1057 code for a protein of 322 amino acids. The transcript has 2 exons. Lineage: Eukaryota; Metazoa; Porifera; Demospongiae; Suberitida; Halichondriidae.